AUGAGAUAUUGCCCUCCAACAACAUGGGAUAUACGAUCCCUUUUAGAGUUGCUCGAUCUUCCAGGACUUGGUUUUCACUUGAGAGAUUGUUUUAGAGCAGUUCUAGAUGCUCUUAACUCACUUGAUAAAACUGUCCGUGGACAAAGAGAGCAUAGUAAGGAUGAAAGUAUUCACACUAGUAAGCGCCCGAGAUUAUCCCUUGUGGUCAUUGCUGAUGGAGAUGAAUGGCCACCGAGACUGCGUGAGCAUAUAGAAGAAGUUUUGGCAAAUGCAGAUUAUCUUAGCGGACCACAUGGCUUGAUGAAAAAGGAUCGAGUCAAGGAUUUUAUUCUUCGAAUGAAGCAUGAUAGCCCAUACGUCAGGCUCUUGCUGACAUGUGAGCUAAGGACAUUUCUGCAUACAUCUCAAGGUGCAGGUGAAUUGAUCUCAGACAUGGAGAUUUGGAACUCGUUGAUUACAUCUUUACUACAGGGAUGUGCAGAAGAUUCAGGAACUAGAGUGGGUCACAGGUUGCAGUUAGCGUGUGCAGAGUGUCUUGGCUCAAUAGGUGCUAUUGACCCUGCCAAAGUGAGAAGUUCUUCAGCCAAUAGUUCUGUGACCAAAUUCGACGAUGAUACUCUUAUAUUCGAGAGUGGACAUGUUAUCUUUGGUGCCUCUAGGCUUGGUGCUGAAGUUGGGAACUGUUGGCUUCAAUAUGCAAAGCUUUGCCGUUUGGCUGGACACUAUGAGACAGCUCACAUGGCAAUUUUGAAAGCGCAGGAUUCUGGUGCACCUAAUGUUCACAUGGAGAAGGCAAAACUUCUUUGGAUCACUAGGGAUUCGGGCAGUGCCAUUGCAGAGCUACGACAGUCUCUCCUGAAUAUGCCUGAGGGAGUUGUUGACUCCUCUGUAAUUUCUUCUAUCACAGGCUUAUUGAUGUCUCCCACAAAUACAGAGCCAAUAGUUGGUAGUAGCGCACGAUCUCUCAGUGACAAAAAAAGAUGUAGCGAAGACUCUUCUUUUGUAUUCAAAAUGGAUACAUUACAGUGGGCAAAAACAAAAGGAAGAUGUUUUAAAUCUUUACACCUCCUUAACGAUAGAGUAGCUAGUUUUUUUACAGGUGUUACGGAUCGAUGA
Microthlaspi erraticum is the source of this 1116-nucleotide messenger RNA. The record is from the annotation of a GenBank genome assembly. NCBI's taxonomy places the organism in Eukaryota, Viridiplantae, Streptophyta, Magnoliopsida, Brassicales, Brassicaceae.